Messenger RNA from Hydra vulgaris (swiftwater hydra), 2484 nucleotides. RefSeq lists its product as uncharacterized. Gene Ontology annotation, molecular function: acetylgalactosaminyltransferase activity. NCBI's taxonomy places the organism in Eukaryota, Metazoa, Cnidaria, Hydrozoa, Anthoathecata, Hydridae. Gene Ontology annotation, cellular component: Golgi cisterna membrane. The record is from RefSeq and is a predicted model, not a curated record.
CACUUCUUAUAUAUAUAAAAAAAUAUAUAUACAUCGUACAAAACAUGUAUAAAAAACAUAAAAGGUUGUUACUUGUUCUGCUUAUAAACUUUCUGAUUUUCAAUAUUCUUCAAAAUAUUUUUAAUAUAUUUUCACAAAAAGACAUAGCAGCGGAGCAUUUGUUUUAUGAUGAAUUUGAAAAGAGAGAAAAAGAAUACGAAAAGUAUAAAACAAUCAACGAAGCUAAAGAUGUUACCUUGAAAAAGUUUUUAAUAAGUGGCUUAUAUUUAAAUUCAAGAGAAGAACUUGAAAAAACAUUUACUGAAUUAGAUCCAAUAAAUUUACUUCCGACUGCAACAUUUGUAUUUAACGAAUUUAAAGAUAAAUUUCAAUUGAUUGAGAAUUCAAAAGAUUCAACUUUAACUUAUAGCUCAAAGACCAAGGUUGUUUCCAGUCUUCAACUUUUAGUCGAAACUAGUGAUGACAAAGUCAUUGAAUUUAAAAACGUCGUAACCGACAAUUUUAUCAAUAACCAAAAUAUUAAUAAAGAAGACAAUACUGAUCAUAGAGAUAAUACUAAUAAUUGGAAAAAUAAAAACUUACUCAAUAUGACUUUAACUAAUUACCCUGUUCAUACUUCUUCAAAUAGUAGUACUGUAGAAAUUAGCAAACCCAUUUCUACUUUUAAAAAUAUUAAUUUAGAAGCAUCAAAAGAUAUUCCAGUAUCACUAAACAAUCAGCAUAUACAGCUGACAUUUGUAGACAACGAAAAUACCGGAAAAGUAAAUAUUUAUUAUUACGAUGAUAUUUGCGGAGAAGACACUUAUGCAUUGACAUGGAACCCGCUUUUUCCUAGAUCUCCUUUCAAAGCCGAGGUAAGAGAAACUAUUGACGACAACAAGCUUAGCUUAAAUACAAGAUCUUUUCGAAAAAUAACUGGUUAUUUAUUGCCCUUAAUUUCAGAUUGGUAUACUUUUGAGUUGUCAUCUCGACUCGGUGCAGAAUUUAUUCUUUUUGAUAAAUACGAAAACUUUAGUUCAGGAAAAGUUCUUGAUAAUUUUUUAUUACGAACUAAAAUUUCAAGGAAUCAAAUUUUGAAAGAAGAUAAGACAAUUGGAAAGUGGAACUUAUUUAAAGCAAUAUCUGAGCCUGUCUUUUUAGAAAGUCAGAAAAAGUAUUUGUAUGACAUUACAAAUGUGUGGACGGUAUAUGGAAUGCUUCAAUUGAAAUGGAAAGCCUCAAAUAGUACAUUAUUUUCUUCAAUACCUUCUGCAAGUUUAUUUCCUUUGUAUAAAAUUCCUACAAUUAAUCCUGUGCUACCAAACAUUCUAUAUUUCAACAAAACAAAUAAUGAAAUAUAUUUUGAACAAGAUAAAAAAAAUAACUUUUUCAGAAUACCAUAUUUGAACAUGACACUUAACUUAAAAGAAUGUGCAUAUUCCCCUACUUACAUACCUAACAAUUUCCCACCUGAUUUAGGUACAGCGUAUGUUAGGAUUGAUUCGAUAUACCCAGAUAAUAAACUGUUACGUAACCAUGAUAAACAUGCUAACAUAUCUAUACCUUUAGUUGACAAUCAGAAAGCAGAAGAAGUAAUGCACAUUUUUCUGGAAGCCUUAAACGGAACAUUCACCAACCCAGAUAUUGUUCACAUAGAGGAAAAUAAAGAAGAAAUUUUAGGGAAACGCUAUUUUGUGGAAGUUGAUGUCAUUAAUAGUGGCUCAAGAUACCGUUCAAGUGGAUGGUUUUUUAAAUAUAAAAAUGGAAGUAUAUGUAAACCAAGUGGUUAUGUAUGGCGCUUGAAUGAAAAGAUUUAUCUUUUAACACCAAUUAAGAAUCAAUCAAGAUGGUUAAAGUUUCUCGUUGAUUUGUUAAACCAUAUUAUCACAACAACUGGCGAAAAAAACUUGCAUUUGAUAGUUGUGGAUUAUGAAAGUAACGAUGGAAACGUGUCAGAAAUUUUAGCUUCUUCAAAAUUUCCUUACACUUUACUAUUAAAAAAAGGAAACUUUAGUAAAGUAAAGGGCCUUAAUGCAGCCGUAAAAUCCAUAGUUGAAGAUGAUGCUUUGAUGUUUGUUCUUGACUUGCAAGUUCAAAUUCCUUUGUUUUUAUUUGAUAGCAUACGAAAGCACACGUUUAAAGGUCAAACUACGUAUGUUCCUGUUAUGAUAAGAUUAGGCUGUGGACAACACCCGUUUUACACUGAAGUUGAGUAUGGAUCAAUUUGGCAAGAAAUUGGCUAUGGCAUGAUUUCUAUCUUUAAAUCGGACUGGAACAAAAUAGGAGGCAUGGACGAAAAUCGUUUUGGCGAAAAGUGGGGUGGAGAAGAUUGGGAACUAAUUGAUCGUGUUUUAAAAAAUAAAAUUGAAGUAAUUCAUCAUAGAAUCCCUGGAUAUUAUCAUCUUUAUCAUUCGACAAGAGGAACCUGGGACGGUUCAAAACUAUUUUGAAAACUAGAUUUAUACCAUUAAACUGAAUUUAAUAUAAUAUAAAAUCUAAAAUUUA